GUUGAGAAGGCGGCAGCCGUCCCGGCGCAACAAAGGGGCGGGUUCUCGGAAUCGGAGCGAUAUCAAGCGCGUCACCCCCUCAAGCUGCGGUGGUCGCUCGAAUCCCGCCCGCCCUCUCAGUGUCGCCCUGCGCUGCUGAAGCCGCCGCGGCACCAUGGCUGUGCUCGCCGUGAUCCUGUGCUUGUCGGUGGCGGGGGUUUUGGGGAAUGAGUUCAGUAUAUUAAGAUCACCAGGGUCUGUUGUUUUCCGAAAUGGAAAUUGGCCUAUACCAGGAGAAAGAAUCCCAGAUGUGGCUGCAUUAUCCAUGGGCUUCUCUGUGAAAGAAGAUCUUUCUUGGCCAGGACUUGCUGUGGGGAACCUGUUUCAUCGGCCCAGGGCUACCAUUAUGGUGAUGGUGAAGGGAGUAGACAAGCUGGCUCUCCCUCCAGGAAGUGUCAUCUCAUACCCUUUGGAGAAUGCGGUUCCUUUUAGUCUUGACAGCGUCGCAAAUUCCAUUCACUCCUUGUUUUCUGAAGAAACUCCCGUAGUUUUGCAGUUGGCUCCUAGUGAGGAAAGAGUGUAUAUGGUGGGGAAGGCAAACUCGGUGUUUGAAGACCUUUCAGUCACUUUGCGGCAGCUCCGUAGUCGCCUGUUUCAAGAAAACUCCGUUCUCAAUUCACUUCCCCUCAAUUCUCUGAGUAGGAACAAUGAAGUUGACCUGCUGUUUCUUUCGGAACUGCAAGUGCUACAUGAUAUCUCAAGUUUGUUGUCCCGUCAUAAGCAUCUAGCCAAGGAUCACUCUCCUGAUCUGUACUCACUGGAGCUAGCAGGUUUGGAUGAAAUUGGGAAACGUUACGGGGAAGACUCUGAGCAGUUCAGAGAUGCUUCUAGGAUCCUUGUUGAUGCUCUGCAAAAGUUUGCAGAUGACAUGUACAAUCUUUAUGGUGGGAAUGCAGUGGUAGAGUUAGUGACUGUCAAAUCAUUUGACACAUCCCUUAUGAGGAAGACAAGAACUAUCCUUGAGGCAAAAGAAGAGAAACCAGCCAGUCCCUAUAACCUUGCAUAUAAGUAUAAUUUUGAAUAUUCAGUUGUUUUCAAUAUGGUACUUUGGAUAAUGAUCGCCUUGGCUUUGGCCGUGAUCAUCACCUCUUACAAUAUUUGGAACAUGGAUCCUGGAUAUGAUAGCAUCAUUUACAGGAUGACAAACCAGAAGAUCCGAAUGGACUGAGCUCUCCUCAUGCCACACUUAGGCUAGGGGUUUGGAAAUUGGCCAUUUUAUUAAAAUAUAUCUUUUAGUGUGGUUUAAAGUAGAUAGUAUACUUGAUUAAAACAAAUAGCAAAUUUUGUUCUCUAUUUUGUGUGUGCCUGUGAUGUUUUUUUAGAGUGACUUCUAGUAUUGAUGUGAAUCAAAUGAUGUAAUAGAUUCCAUAAUAUGCUUGAAUGUCAUGAUAUAGCCAUUUAAUAAUGUAAUUUCAUUCCGUAUAAUAGAUUUGGAGAUAUGCACUGAGAGACAUGUAAAACACUUAGAGUAGCUUGUUA
Molecule: messenger RNA, 1518 nt
Organism: Urocitellus parryii (Arctic ground squirrel)
Lineage: Eukaryota; Metazoa; Chordata; Mammalia; Rodentia; Sciuridae
Gene: Atp6ap2
Product: ATPase H+ transporting accessory protein 2
Biological process (GO): positive regulation of Wnt signaling pathway
Cellular component (GO): membrane; external side of plasma membrane
Molecular function (GO): signaling receptor activity
Source: RefSeq, a predicted model, not a curated record